This is a messenger RNA of Prorocentrum cordatum, 672 nucleotides long. The record is from the annotation of a GenBank genome assembly. Lineage: Eukaryota; Dinophyceae; Prorocentrales; Prorocentraceae.
CGCGGAGGACGACCCCGCGUCGGGCAAGCCAACCGCCCGCCAGCUGCGGCGGCACUUCGUACAGAGCAUGGUGCCAAUGGUCGGCUUCGGGUUCAUGGACAACACGGUCAUGAUCCACGCUGGAAACGCGAUAGACCUCACCCUGGGCGUCACCCUGGGCCUCAGCACCUUGGCGGCGGCCGCCUGCGGCCAGAUCUGCAGCGACGUGGCCGGGGUGACGUUCGGGGGUGCCAUCGAGUCCGCCGCCAUGAAGCUCGGGAGCGGGCCGCGGUGCCGUCCGGGCCCCGCGCCCCCCUGGGCCACCUCCUCGCAGCCCGGCGCGCCGGGGAGGAGCGCCAGCCUGUGGACGAGGCUGCCGUCCCCGGGCUUCACGGAGGAGCAGAGAAGAGAGUCCAUCGUCAAGCGGCUGCACAUAUUGGGGAGCGUGGUCGGCGUCAUCUGCGGGUGCUCGCUAGGCCUCGUCAACCUGCUGCUCAUCGACGCCAGCGAGGCCAAGGAUCGUUCAAGCUCUCCGCCGCCGGCUCCGACGGCAGCGAUCCACCGUCGCGAUAACCAACCAGGAGCGCGACGAUUGCACGGCCAUCACUAUAGAGGGGCCGGCCACGAAGGGCCUCAUGGCCUCCGUGGUCACGGCCCUGAGCAGCGAGAACUGCACGCUCGCGGAGCUCGGGC